AUGCCGUUAAACCACUACAGUGGCGCCUAUUACAAACAAGUUGACCCAUUUGGAAAUUCAGGAAGGUUUUCUCUACUGAAUACCAACUUUCCGAACUUCUUCCACUCUAUGACAGUUGAUAGUCUAGAGUGCAGCAUUUGCUUGCAAAACCUUGUUCAUCCUGCUCAGUUACCAUGUGGUCAUAUAUUUUGCUUUUUGUGCAUUAAAGGUUGUGCCUUUCACAGGCGAAAAUGUCCUAUGUGCCGCAGUAGAUUCUCGUCGCGUUUUUUCGAUGAUCCCAAGUUAAUAAAUGUUUGCGAUCUACGUGAAAAUGAUCAAGAUAAAUUAAGUCACAUUGUUGACUUAUGUGAACGCUUGUCAACUUUACCUCAAUCAGUCAAUGAUUCAUACUCUAAUGAAUUACCAAGUUAUUCUUGGUUCUAUGAAGGUUUCCAAGGUUGGUGGCAAUACGAUGAACGUACUUGUAAUGAGUUGGAGAAUGCAUUUAAUAGGCAAUUAUCGUCAUAUGAAUUGACUAUUGCAGGUUAUGUAUACAGUAUAGAUUUGAAAAAUAUGACUCAGAUCCGGAAAGAUCGUUCUGGUCGUUUGCGUCGAAUUAAACGGGACUUGCUAACUUGUGAAAAGAAGGGUGUAGCUGGAAUAAAAAUGUCCUCAAUUCAAUCAUCUAGCAAUAGUACAACAUCAGUGUGUAAACAGUUAGAAAUUGAGGAAGCGACUCAUUCCAACUCUAAUGGAGUUAAUGUGGGUCCAAUGAAUAAUCCGUCUUCCAACUUACCGUGUUCAAAAUCCUCCAACAAUGGCUGUUUAGAAAGUGAUAGAUCAGAAGCUAAGCAGAUAGUAAGUGCAAGCCGAUCAAGUACACCAUAUUUAUCUGGAGAUGAAUAUGUUUCCAACUACUCACUAAAUUCUUCUGGAUCUCGUAAUCAACGUAAUCCAAGUCCUUCUACGUCAGGAGAAUCAUUGUGCCAUCACAAUCGUAAACGUUCUUAA
Messenger RNA from Schistosoma intercalatum, 990 nucleotides. Lineage: Eukaryota; Metazoa; Platyhelminthes; Trematoda; Strigeidida; Schistosomatidae. The record is from the annotation of a GenBank genome assembly.